AUGCCCCCAGCCAAGGCGGAUCUCGCGACAAUGUGGGCGUAUAUCGAGAAAGGCAUUGACCAGAUCAUGUCCGGCGGUGCAUCGCACCACACGAUCACAAGCCUCCACAACGUCGUAUACAACUACUGCACUUGCAGUCGCAUAAUCACACAACACACAGUGCCGACUCUACCAUCUCCGGAUCUGUAUAACCAUCUCAUCCGCUACUUCGACAACCAUCUCAAAGCUCUCCGCAUGGAAUCGGACUCGCUGCAAGACGAGGCUCUCCUCCAGUAUUACGCAGCGCAAUGGGGCAGAUACACUACAGCUGCACGAUCCACCAACCGUAUCUUCGCAUAUCUCGACCGUCACUGGAUCACGCAACAACGGAAGAAGGGCCGCAAGGACCUCUAUCCCGUAUACACGCUCGCGCUUGUACAAUGGAAGUCCGAGUUCUUCCUUCCCGUGCAGGGUCCGAACCAGAAGCUUUCCAGUGCUAUCUUGCAGGUCAUCGAGCGGGAACGGAACGGCGAGACCAUCGACCAAGACCUCCUGAAAAAGGUGGUCGACUCCUUCGUCUCGCUUGGUCUCGACGAAAGCGACAUCGGCAAAAUCUCGUACGAUGUCUACCACGAACACCUCGAGGCGCCGUUCCUCGACGCGACCGAGAGGUACUAUCGCCAUGAAUCGGAGAAGUUCCUCGCGGAGAACAGCGCAGCUGAUUACCGCAAGAAGGCCGAGGGAUGGCUGCGCGAGGAGCAGGACCGUGUGGAGCGGUACAUGAACCCAAACACUCGCGCCGCACUCGUCCGGAAAUGCAAGGACGUCCUCUUCGGCGAGCACGCGGAGCUCAUUGGCGAGGGCACUCCUGGCGCCGCGGCGGCCGACUCGGAGGCUGAUCAGAAGUCCUGA
This is a messenger RNA of Trametes versicolor FP-101664 SS1, 891 nucleotides long. Its product is annotated as Cullin repeat-containing protein. The record is from RefSeq and is a predicted model, not a curated record. Lineage: Eukaryota; Fungi; Basidiomycota; Agaricomycetes; Polyporales; Polyporaceae. The coding region runs from base 1 to 891 and encodes 296 amino acids. The transcript is spliced from 4 exons. Gene Ontology annotation, molecular function: ubiquitin protein ligase binding. Gene Ontology annotation, cellular component: SCF ubiquitin ligase complex. Gene Ontology annotation, biological process: SCF-dependent proteasomal ubiquitin-dependent protein catabolic process; protein ubiquitination.